AUGAGCGUCUUGAUUGAAACCACCGAAGGCGACCUUGUCGUGGACCUCUUGGUCGAUGAGUGUCCUGUUUCCGCCACCAACUUUCUCAAGCUCUGCAAAGCAAAAUACUUCAACCUCACCACCUUUUCUGCCGUUCGCCACGACCGUUUGUGCUAUGCCGGAUCACGCGCCCCGACUCAUGGGGACUCUAGUGCAUGGGGACUCACAGGAACAGAACCACAGACGUUUUACCCGGAAAUGCAGACCCCUAAGAUCAUAGCUUCUGAUUCACGGCGUUCCUUUGCCAAUACAGGGACAUUAGCGUGGGUCACGACGCCCAGCACGUCCGCAGUAUCGGUUGGCCCGACGCGUGGAGGUGUACUUGCAGAUUCCAAGUUUUGCAUAUCGCUUUCGGAUUCAGUUGGAACUGGGUAUGACGGAGAUGUGGCAGUGUUUGGGCGGGUUGUUGAAGGCGUGGAUGGCGCACUUGCGAAAAUUAAUGACGCGAUUGUGGAUGUGCAUAACAAACCGUUGCGGCCAAUUGUUGUGCUACACACGCAUAUUCUUGAGGACCCGUUUGAUGAGAUUCGUGGGUUGCGACUUCCUGAGUCUAGUCCGGAGCCUGACGAAGCUCAGUUAAAGUUGAUUGAAGAAAUGUCUGGGUCUUUGGACAAGGAAGAUAACGAGGAAGAUGAGAAGAGGAAAGAGCAAAGAGAGGCAGCGUCUAGUGCAUUGACACUGGAGAUUGUAGGAGACUUGCCUUUUGCAGAGGUUCUUCCUGAGGAGAAUGUAUUAUUUGUGUGCAAGCUGAACCCGGUUACGGAGGAUGAUGAUCUGUCGUUAAUUUUUUCUCGGUUUGGGCCCAUUCGGUCAUGUGAAGUUAUACGUGAUACAAAAACAGGAGACUCUCUGCAGUAUGCGUUUAUUGAGUUUGAAAACAAGAAAGACUGUGAACUUGCCUAUGCUAAGAUGGAUGGGGUAGUUGUUGAUGACCGGCGGAUCCAUGUGGACUUUUCACAGAGUGUGGCUAAGAUUGCGAAGCGGUGGAGAGAUAAAGAGAAUAUGAAGAGACGAGGGGUAAGUGAAAGGAGAGGGGGGAGAGAAGAUCAUGAGCAGGAUUACAAGCAACGAGAUGAAAGAUCAAGUCGUGAUGAGAAAAGAUAUCGAGAUGAUGAAAGAGAUGGUAGAAGGGACCGUGGUGGAAGAGAUGACAGAGAUCGUAGUAGGAGAGAUGACAGAGAUCGUAGUAGGAGAGAUGACAGAGAUCAUAGUAGGAGAGAUGACAGAAGAGACCGUGACGGAAGAGACCGUGACGGAAGAGACCAUGACAGACGAGAUCGCAAUGGACGGGAUCGACAUGAUAGAAGAGACCGAGAUGAUAGACGUGACAAAAGAGAAGACCGGAGAGAACGCAGUGAUCGGCGGUACCGAAGCCGUAGUCCUCACCGUUCUCGUCGUCACUACCACUGA
Messenger RNA from Magnusiomyces paraingens, 1449 nucleotides. RefSeq lists its product as uncharacterized. The coding region runs from base 1 to 1449 and encodes 482 amino acids. The transcript is spliced from 2 exons. Gene Ontology annotation, biological process: protein peptidyl-prolyl isomerization. Lineage: Eukaryota; Fungi; Ascomycota; Dipodascomycetes; Dipodascales; Dipodascaceae. Gene Ontology annotation, molecular function: RNA binding; peptidyl-prolyl cis-trans isomerase activity. The record is from RefSeq and is a predicted model, not a curated record. Gene Ontology annotation, cellular component: nucleus.